AUGAACCAGCUCCGUCUGGAGGCGGACUCCGCCACUACCGAGGCCAACGAGCUCAAGGCCAAGGUCAAGGAGCUCGAGCAGGAGAACCUGUCCAAGGAGCAGGAGGUCACGUCGCUGUCGCACAAGAACAGCCUGCUGGAGGAGGAGGUCGCCAAGCUCGAAGCCACCAUUGCCGACUUCAAGAAGGCCGCCGACGAGGGUCUCCAGCACGGCACCCAGAACGAGACCCUGACGCGCCGGCUGCAGCUGCUCGAGGAGGAGGCCGAGCAGGCCGACAAGACGCUCCGCGAGACCAACGAGAAACUUCGGCAGACUGACGUCAAGGCCGGCCACUUCGAGCGGAAAGUGCAAGCACUGGAGAGCGACCGCGACCAAUGGGAGCAGAAGUACGAGGACAUGGCCAACAAGUACAAGGCGGUGCAGAAGGAGCUGGAGGAUUUCCAAGCCGAGAUUGGUGCGAUCUAA
Messenger RNA from Sporothrix brasiliensis 5110, 465 nucleotides. RefSeq lists its product as uncharacterized. The record is from RefSeq and is a predicted model, not a curated record. The transcript is spliced from 2 exons. Bases 1 to 465 code for a protein of 154 amino acids. Lineage: Eukaryota; Fungi; Ascomycota; Sordariomycetes; Ophiostomatales; Ophiostomataceae.